AUGUUAACAAUUUGAUCAUGCAUUCUUGCCGUGACAUCAAUGCCGAGCAUGUUGCGCCAAAUUCCCCACUACCGUGCAACAUGGGUGUGCCUCCCAAUGUUGAACCAUGUAGAGCUUCCGAUGGAGACAAUAUUUCAUGCAGCCCGACUCCAGCGUGGUGCGAUAUGCAAUCGCAGUCAGUCAUGGGCAAUGAGAUUGUUACACAGGAUUGUAUGGUCUCACAACAGUUAAGGAAUGAGGAGAUAAGGCAGGUAGAGAAGCAGAAUUUUUUUCCAGAGAAAGUUGAUGCUCAUGAGAGGAAGGAGCGGUUGAGGCUCCCCAAAGGUGUAGUUGAUUCCUCAAAUGUCACCAGCAAUUCUCAUGUUCUAGAUGCAUGUGCUGGAGUCUGUGUGCAAGUUGGCACAUCACUGGAUGUCUCUGCUAGUCUUAAUGUAACUGCAAACGUGGGUUCGGUGAGUGAAGGCGGCCCUGUAGUAUAUUCUAGCCAAGGGAAGCACAGGGUAGUUGUUGCAAAGAUUAAGCAUGGACUUCGUGGCACCCAUCCCGCCAGUGGCAUAGCCAGUAAGAUUGUUGAUCCAUCUUUGCAUCGGAGUCCACGCAUUGCCAGUGGUCCAGUGGUUGAUCGUUUCUAUCCUAGUGUUAAGCUUGAUGGAAAGCAUGUUUCUUUCAAGGGUUCAGAGGCUGGAGGUGGUUGUCGAGGUCCUUCUGUUGAUGGCAUUGGGCUCGACGGGAAUAAUGUUGUUUCUAGGAAGCGUCGGCCCAAGGUUGCUGGGAGUGGACCAAAGAAGAAGCCGGCAAAGUCCGCGGCGUCAAAUGCUGGUGCUUGCGAUAGGAUUAAUGUAACUGUUCGCUGUUCUUUGGGAGAGGUUUCUGAGGCAGUUGCUCUGCUUGAGACACGACAUAAAGAUAUUGUUCGUAAGGCUGGUUUUGGCAGUGUAUUUAACUGGGUUAUGAAGGGCAAUGUGUCGUGCCUUCUGAUGUGUCACUUGAUGAAGAAUAUUGACAUGGCCACGAUGCGCAUUGACUGUGGCCCUAAUAAAGUUCUUGUAGUCAGCAGAGAAACCGUGCAUCAGUGUUUUGGGUUCCCGAUGGGUGAUGACACAGCUCCCAGGCCAGUUGAUAGUGGCCAUGACGAGUCAAUGGCUAGACUUAAGGCGGAGUUGGGUUCCAGCAAAGCUUUUGUGGUUGACACGAAAGACAUGAGGACGGCGUUGAAGUAGCUUGCAGUCGAUGAGUCAAAGGAUGCACUUGUUGUAAAUGUUUUCUUUGCAAUCCUUUUCUCAAAGAUAAUAUCCCAGGUCCUGAUGUCCGUGUAGGCAGGGAGGCGGCAAUUCUAGAUGGUAUUGUUUUUGAAGAUACGGCAACGAUGUAUUUUUUCCAGUUAGUAGUGGAUGAGAUAAAGCGUGUAGCUAUCGGAUAGCAAGAUCCAAAUAUCAUUCAAGAAGGUCCAGAAGGUUGUGGAGUAGUGCUAGUCCUUAUGUAUCUUGAUUGUUGCCUACUGAAGGGCGUGUCUGCGAUGCAUGUGCAGAAUCCGUGUGCAAAUUUCCUGACAGACAAGGUGCUGAAUUCAAUUUUCUUGAAGGACAUUAUAAAGAAGGGUGGGAAAUUUUUGGAUGGCUAUGUUUUUGGAAAACUUGGGUGGAAAUCCCGUAACCGGAUUGCAUAUUUCCAGCAAGUUUCCCUGGGCAAAGUCGUGAUCACAGCUUUCCUGAUGCUCAUGUCCAUACCUGCGCUCGAAAACAACAUGCACAAGAUGAGGCUGGCUGUAGUCAGAAUGAAGAUAUAGCCUUUAAAGUACAAAAAUCUAGUAACGCUAUGGAAGAUGAUGGUGUAUUUGAGAAGAUUGAUGACUUAUUACGGAAGGUGAAUGAGUUGGCUGCUGAAGUUCCCACGACGUUUGAUCGUCUGAGCUGCAUUGCUGGCAUUUUCCCUGAAGGCCAUGGACCAAGAGAAGAAUCAAUGAAGGAGGCUACGAGCGUGAUGUUGCUAUCAUUGGUAGUCUAUGGAGCGCGACAUCACACAUUCGCACCGCUUUUAACCAUUUGAAGAAGAAACAAGAUGCGAUAUGCAAAGGCUUUGAAAUAGAUGCUCGUAUUAUUAUGAGUCAUAUUAGCAAGCAGAAGAAUGACACGUCUGCCCCCAUACGUGACGAUGAUUAUACUGGUCAACGGGGUGAGGAGAUUAGCAAGCAGAAGAAUGAUGCGUCUGCCCCCGUACGUGACGAUGAUUAUACUGGUCAACUGGGUGAGGAGGUUUUUGUUGAUGCGUCAGAUGAUGAUGAAGAUGAGAACCAAGAGCCCCCUGCUGAAUCUCCUCCGCAUGAUUUUAGUGAUGACUAUGUCAUUGAUGAUGACUGUUUCAAUGGUGAUUCUAAUGGGGGUUGCAAUGGUGUUGAUGACAAUGUUGAUUAUACGGAGGGAGUUUUUGCACCAGACCAGCCAGUAACCCAAGGUGAUUGCGACAAAUCUAAUGAGCCAGAACUUGGGCAGCAAUCCCAUGCUGGUAGUGUUGACGUUUCUGAAGGGAAGCAAGUUGGGUUUGAUUGUCAAGGUGGCUCAUUAGUUACGAUUGAAGGUUUGCUUGAUGCUAGACAGGCGCCUGAAGGUGCUUGUGCGGGUGUGGUUGUAAUGGAUGGCCUUAGUGAUGGUGUGAAUCAUGCAGCAAGUUGUGAAGGAAAACAAGAGAUGAAGGAUACACCUAUGCCUGAAAGCAUUGGAGCCGGAGGAGAUGUAUUUUCUAUUCCGGUGUGCGAAGUCCCUGUUGUUGACGGAGCACGUGCAUCGAACAAGGACGCGAAGCCAGCUGUUGUUUCUGAAUUCCCGAAGGAUGCUGUAGUUGUGGACUCCCACCAGGGUGGUGAUGCUCAUGCUAGUGUAGCAGGCCCCAAGGACGCAGGUGGUUUAAAUGUGUCUCAUGUGAUAGAUAAAUCAAAUGUUGAUAGUGGUGCAUCUGCUCCUGCAACACUUUCUGGGAUUCCUGUACAAGUACCUGAGGGGUUUGCUACGAAGUUGAAAGAUAUAAUUUCAAAAGCUGCGUUCCGUGGUAAUUACAGUACUGAGCCCGAGCCUAAAGUUGAACCCAACGUUGAUGAAGUUGGUGCCGAUGGCGCUUCCGAGGAGACAGAUAGUGAUGAAUUGGGAUUGUCAGUAAAUGAGAUAGAUUCAUCUCAAACAGUCUCCAGUUUUACGCAAACCCCGGCUACACCGGAAGCGGUGCAACGCAUGAAGGACUUAUACUUUGCUGUUAUGAGGUUAAGGACAAACAAGAAUAAAAAGGAUGAGGUACUGUUUGAGAAUGCGUUUUGCAAAGCAACUGUUAAGCAGGUUGCUGAGUCUUUCAGAGUUGGUGGCAUGCUGAACACUGCGAAGGGGUCCUUUGAUAAUAGGCACUGGAUCAGGUUUUCCUCUGCCUAUGCCGAUGAGCCGCUGGGUAAGAAAGACAUUGUACUAUUUGGUGUCUUUGACCCUCCAGCUACCAAGGAAGGUGCGGGGCACUAUUGUGGUGUUGCGUUAAACAUUAAGCAUCAUCGUUUUGAGCUGCUUGACUCUUGGCACCUCCCUGGUAGUGAGAGUGGCAUAAGGGUCAUAAACAGGAUGGCGAAGAACAUCAAGCAGCUUUGGAGGAAUGGCUCGUCUGAUCGCAAGAAGAAGUUGGAUUCGUGA
Triticum dicoccoides is the source of this 3662-nucleotide messenger RNA. RefSeq lists its product as uncharacterized. The coding region runs from base 2100 to 3662 and encodes 520 amino acids. The transcript is spliced from 9 exons. Lineage: Eukaryota; Viridiplantae; Streptophyta; Magnoliopsida; Poales; Poaceae. The record is from RefSeq and is a predicted model, not a curated record.